This is a messenger RNA of Cyclocybe aegerita, 2901 nucleotides long. The record is from the annotation of a GenBank genome assembly. Lineage: Eukaryota; Fungi; Basidiomycota; Agaricomycetes; Agaricales; Hemipholiotaceae.
AUGCUGGUGACUGGUGACAUUUUCUGCUCAAUGUCCAUUGCCAAUCCCAAGCAACGUGAACUGUACUACUUAGUUAAUGGGAGACUUUCAAAAUCUGAAGACAAUCGUGGUCGAAGGAAGCUGCUAUAUGAAGGAAUCCUGCUCGCACUGUGGAUACAAGACAUGUCUAUGAGAUGGCGCCGGCCUUCCCCACUGCCUCCGCAUAGCAUUACUAUUAGCACUGAGACACUUGGUGAAGUUGUUCUCUCUUCCUUUGCAUUUUCGACACCCUUCUAUCUCCUUCUUCGUGUUAUGGACCUCAGCAAUAGUCCAGACAAAGGAUCCGAUGCAAACACUAUAGGCAGUCAGCUUCAGUCACCGCCGUCUAGUCCCAAUGCCGAACAGACGUCAAGCACGAUGUUUCCCUCCGCGAGCGAUAUCGGUAUUCGUGGGGGACAGUUCAACGCAGCGCAGACGAUAAUCAACACGACCAACAACUAUCACUACGCAGACUCGGAUCCGUCGCUAACCAGUUCUGGAGCGGUGCCUGUGGGAGCAGCAACCUCUCUUCCAGCGCCCGGAGGGAAUAAACUACAGCGCCAGGAACACAGAACGACUAUGGAAGACAUUCAAAGUCGGCCGAGGCUUAAUCCUUUGCCCGUUCAGAGAAGUUGCGAAAUUUACUACAGAAAUCUUGCAACCCAAGGGCGGGGCUCUCCCUUAUGGAUACCAGAAUCUAACAAUCGACUGCCAAUUGAUUAUCAACGAAAAGGCAUUGCCAUAGGCGACGUAGGAAUCUUGACCCCGUCUGGUGCAUUUGACUUUCUGUUCAACAUCUGUCUACCACCCGAUCAUAUCUUCAACGAGGACAGAACCCCCCCAGGAUUUUCACCCCUUGACCCUCCUUUGAAGGACAUUGACGUCCAUGGAUAUACUGAGUUCAAGGCCGACAGCUAUUUGACAAGCUCGUCAAUUGAGAAAUCGUACCGAGAUGAUAACCGUCCUGGUUUAACAUUCGAAUCCUCAGCUUCAGAGGGUGCCAUUUUGACUAUGCCUCACGGAGCGCAAUCAGAGAAUCUCGGCAACGUCUCAAGAUUUAGGAAAUAUAUGGCCGACAACCAAGAGUCCUGGUACGAACAUGUAAAUGGAGAGCUAGGACGGGAGGCGCAGAAUGGUGACAUCCGUCUCGUCAUUGGGUGCGAUAAGUCUGUGUCUUGGGGUAUGGCGAUCUUUGCAAAUGUGCGACAACAGAAUGGUUUUCGCCUCAAUUUCAGACCUGUCGGGGAAACCAUAGUAGGACGCACUUACGGGUGGGAGUACACUGGGAUGGCGCAAGUGAAAGCAGGGCCUGACCUGCAAGACAUUCGGGAACUGAAUGAUGACGAAUCAGGAGAGAUCACCAUUUAUAGGAACCAAUGUCUCUUCGUCCGCACCUUGAAUGCUACGCUUCAUGAAGAAGCAUGGGAACGACUAGACUCUGCUUCUACUGUUCCAGAGUCAGUCAAGCUCGGUAGGCCCGCGCGACCGCCUUUUGGUCCCGCACAGUUUCCUGUGGCAACUAUGAACAAUUCCUCCAAGACGCCAACGGGCAGCCAGGUUGCUACAGGUAGCCAAAUGGGAAUAGAAACCUCCGAGACUUCCAGGAUACUCCCCUUGCCCAUCACCUCCCAUCCCUCAAGCCUCCUCAACUCGGUCUUAUUGCAACAGAGACCUAAUGCCAAAAUUGCCAUCACAGAAGACAAGGACUGGAUUUCCAUCCUUCGCAAGGGUGAGACAGCUCUACCUGAUUCUCAGGAAUUCAUCCGCCGAGUUCUCGAAAUGAACGAGGUUCAGGAGACAGAUGGAGUAGUCUUUCUUGAGCCCAAAGUGCCGAAGACCACAGAACCAGUUACUCAAGAACAGAAGAAGCCCGUCGCCUCGUCUCUCCCAUCAUCUCCACCUACCAGAAUGUCAACUGUGGCAGAAAACCCGACGAAAGUCCAAAUUGCAGCGAAGUCCAACCCUGGAGCCACGCUUCCACCUUCCAUUGCGUCAGAGGUCACGAAAAAUGCAUCCAUUUCGUUGUCCUCACAUUCAGCUGUAAGACCGAAUCCGACCUCACCGGCCUCACUCCAUCAGGUUCAUUCGCCACAAGGCGGAAUCUUCAACACGACCGUAUCACCGACCUGGGCACCAACAACAUCCAAGUCGCUGUCCGCGGAACAGCCUGCUCCUCUUCCAUCAUCGCAGACCGCUUCCUCCUUGAAUACAGCAGUUAUUAAUUGGUCAUCGCCGACCGUUAGUGGUCCCACCGCCACUUCCUCCAGAAUACCCGCAGAAGCACUCGCGCUGAGUCCGAGUUCGACGCAGACCGCGAGCAGUCCGGUUCUUGUUCCACUACCGAGGAUCGCGCCCCAGUCCGACAACAUUCUUUUGUGGACAAAUCAAGACUCACGCGAGAGUAUUCUUUUCAAUUUUUAUGGAAUAGCCUAUCGCUUCCAGACAUCGGUGUUGCAGGGUCAUCCGGCUAUAACGACAAUGUGGCGCACUAUCCGAUUAAAUAAGGAAGAUCGUAUCGCCAGACUAGAAUGGGCGCCAAAUGGCGGACUUGGCCGUGUUGUGGUUGGCAAGAAUACGCUAGGGAUGGCUGAUCUUUUGAAAGCAGAUCUCGGAAACCCCGGCAUGAGGUACUUUAGUGGCCCUGAUGGAUGUCGUUACUAUUGGCGCCAUCCGCAGAGCUCAAUGCCCAACCUUUCGAUGUAUGACACGAUGGGCAACGUUGUCGCUUUUUUCAGGCAAACCCGUCAAGUACGCUACCAGAUGGGUGAUGUUUACGGAGAGCUCCACCUAAUACCGGUCUCCUCUGGAUCUACGGUGCCAAUGAUGGACAUGAUCGUACUCACGGCCAUGUUGAAUCGAGUUUGCGCGGCGUUCAACCUCUGA